AUGACAUUGAUCUCCGAGCAACUCAGCAGACCAUCAUCGUCUCCGGUAAAAGCGAAGAACGUCGAACAGAAUGUACAACCAUGGCAGACCCUCGACCAAUUCAUGAAAUUUGAGGGUCCGGAUCACAGGCUUUGGUGGGAAAGAAUGGCGCCUAUUAUCGGGGCCCAUCUUAAGAAUACCAAGUACAGUAUCGGGGCUCAGUACCAACAUCUCUUGAUGCUUCAUUCCACCAUUCUCCCAACCCUCGGGCCGUUUCCCAAUGAAAACAGAUCCAAUCUGAUUUGGCCUUCCUGUUUGCCUGGAGGUGGAGAGCCAUGGGAAAUUAGUGUCAACUACCGAGAGGGAUCGAAUCCUUGUUUUCGAAUGGCUGUUGAGCCAAGUGGCCCUGAUGCUGGAACCGAACGGGAUCCUGUCAAUGACGUUGCUGCCAGAAACCUCCUCAACGCGUUGAACCGACUUCAACCGGGUGUUGACUUUGAUUUAUUCAACUACUUCGAUGAUGUAGUUACAUUUUCGAAUCGUGAAGCGCGUCAACACUGGGAUUCUCUGAAGCUGCAUCGAAUCAAAUCUCAGGAAGUCAUCGCGCUUGAUUUGCAGGAUGGAUCUUUCGCUAUCAAACCAUACAUUGUCCCAUUGGUUCGAUCAAUCGCAACUGGGGUUGAUCCUAUUCGGAUCAUGCUGGACUCGAUAAAGGAAUAUUGGCAGGGAACACCCCUGACCGCAGGCCUGUCAAAGGUAGAUGAUUAUCUUUCAACCACCAAGCAUCCACUGCUGGAAGCCAAAAGCUUUCUUUCAUUUGACUGCAAGGACCCCAAGACAUCCCGUGUCAAAAUAUACGCUGGAGCCAACAUAACGUCUCUGGAAGAUGCACAUGACUUUUGGUCGUUGGGAGGCCGUCUUCAAGGUGAUGAUAUCAUCAAGGGCUGGGAAUUGGUGAAAAAGGUCUGGGAAUUUGUAUAUCCCAAAUCUCUCCCGGGGGGAAAGACCAGAGAGUACCUGACUUUCAAUUGGAAUUGGGAGUUGUCUCCAACCGACCCUAAUCCUGCUCCAAAGGCAUACUUUCUCCUCUGUGAUGACUAUGAUAAGCACGUUACUGAGGCACUGGUUGCUCUCUUCGCGGGUCUUGGAUGGAAUGACCAUAUUUCCACGCACCAGAAGAUACAGGAAGAUUCCUACCCCACCUACGAUUUUGAGACCAGUAGCAAGGUUUAUACGUGGAUUGCUAUUGCCUUUUCAGAGAGGACUGGUCCAUAUAUAACAGUUUAUAGCAACCCCGCUGCAUCAUUCUGA
Messenger RNA from Penicillium robsamsonii, 1290 nucleotides. It is a transcript of the gene fgaPT1, whose product is annotated as fumigaclavine A dimethylallyltransferase easL. The record is from RefSeq and is a predicted model, not a curated record. Gene Ontology annotation, molecular function: transferase activity, transferring alkyl or aryl (other than methyl) groups. Gene Ontology annotation, biological process: alkaloid metabolic process. Bases 1 to 1290 code for a protein of 429 amino acids. The transcript has 2 exons. NCBI's taxonomy places the organism in Eukaryota, Fungi, Ascomycota, Eurotiomycetes, Eurotiales, Aspergillaceae.